UCUGUUUUCACUACCAACGAAAAGAGAGUAAUGGUUAUGGUUGGCUCUUUUGCAUCUUUCUUUUCUCCGUUGUCGUCAAGCAUAUAUUUUCCGGCGUUGGAUUCUAUAGCAGUCGCUCUGCAUCGAUCAACUUCAGAUAUCGACCUCACAAUCACAACUUAUUUGAUUAUGCAAGGAAUUGCGCCAAUGUUAAUAGCGGGUUUCUCCGAUAAAGCAGGACGACGACCCGCAUAUAUCAUUUGCUUCACAAUUUAUUUGGCCGCAAAUCUCGGUCUUAGUCUCCAAAACAGCUAUGCUGCUCUUAUGGUUCUUCGGUGUCUCCAAAGCGCAGGUAGUAGCGGCACUGUUGCGCUGGCGAAUGGCCUUGUGGGUGACAUGAUUUCUGCCUCCGAACGCGGCGCAUACAUCGCAUUCGCUUCUGUGGGAUCAAUGUUGGGCCCUUCAUUGUCCCCGAUCAUCGGUGGCCUAAUAAGCCAAUAUUUAGAUUGGCAUUGGAUCUUUUGGUUUCUUCUGAUUUUUUCGGGGACAUUUUUUGCCUUUCUCUUGUUGCUUCUACCAGAAACGUGUCGAAAAGUAGUCGGAGACGGAUCAAUUCCACCACCUCCCUUGAAUAUGUCGCUGACAGACUUUAUUCGACAUCGGAGACGAAAGAGGAAUGGAAUUGUCCCGAACCCCGAGAAACUUGCCGAACUUCGAAAAAAUUAUACUCUGCGCAUACCUUCACCAUUGCCGACGUUGAGGAUCUGCUUAGACUUAGAAACAGGUGCGGUUUUAAUGACGACCGGUUUAAUGUUUGCAUGUUUCUAUGCCGUCAUGACUGGUGCCACAACAUCUUUCCACAAUAUCUACCAUUUCAACAAUAUCCAGACUGCAUUAAUGUAUCUCCCCAUUGGUGGAGGAGGAAUUGUAUCUGCUUUCACAACUGGGCGAAUCGUGGACUGGAACUAUCGCCGAAAUGCGAAACGCGCAGGAUUCCCAAUCUUGAAAAAUGUUCGACAAGAUAUAACCAACUUCAACAUCGAAAAGGCUCGGUUACAGGUCGCUUUACCCACAUACUAUCUGAGUGUGGUAACAGUGAUAGCGUAUGGCUGGGUUGUCGGCCGAAAUGUCAACUUGGCUGCCCCCAUCAUCCUCCUGUUUCUCGCAGGAUGGGGACUGCAAGCGACGUCACAGGUACUCAAUGCACUGAUGGUUGAUUUAUGGCCCGAUCGAUCUGCAGCUGCCACUGCGGCUAAUAAUCUAUUUCGUUGCGAGUUGGGCGCCGCCGCGUCAGCUGCAAUCAGUCCUAUGAGCGCAGCAAUGGGGGAUGGUUGGGCAUACACUACCUUAGGGUUAAUUGCUGUCGCAGCUUCCCCCAGCCUGUGGCUUAUAAUAAACAAAGGUAUCAAUUGGCGACAGCGUAGAUAUCAAAAGCAACAAAAGAAAGCUUCUGAGAAUCGAAAAUAAC
Talaromyces proteolyticus is the source of this 1447-nucleotide messenger RNA. Its product is annotated as major facilitator superfamily domain-containing protein. Gene Ontology annotation, molecular function: transmembrane transporter activity. Gene Ontology annotation, biological process: transmembrane transport. The transcript is spliced from 2 exons. NCBI's taxonomy places the organism in Eukaryota, Fungi, Ascomycota, Eurotiomycetes, Eurotiales, Trichocomaceae. The record is from RefSeq and is a predicted model, not a curated record. Bases 31 to 1446 code for a protein of 471 amino acids.